Messenger RNA from Python bivittatus (Burmese python), 6253 nucleotides. It is a transcript of the gene TRAM2, whose product is annotated as translocation associated membrane protein 2. NCBI's taxonomy places the organism in Eukaryota, Metazoa, Chordata, Lepidosauria, Squamata, Pythonidae. Gene Ontology annotation, biological process: protein insertion into ER membrane; SRP-dependent cotranslational protein targeting to membrane, translocation. Gene Ontology annotation, cellular component: endoplasmic reticulum membrane. The record is from RefSeq and is a predicted model, not a curated record.
UCGGGUUCUGGCCCCUGUCUGCCUUGCUCGCGAAGUUGUCCGGGGGCCGGGAGAAGUUGGCGGCGCUGGGCGGAGGCAAGGGCGGUGGGGCCGGGCUGCUCGCUCGCGUCCCUGCCGGCCAUGGCGUUCCGCAGGCGGGCUAAAAGCCACCCGCUCUUCAGCCAGGAGUUUCUCAUCCACAACCACGCUGACAUCGGCUUCUGCCUGGUGCUCUGCGUGUUGAUCUCGCUCAUGUUCGAGGUUACAGCCAAGACUGCCUUCUUGUUCAUCUUACCUCAGUAUAAUGUCAGUGUGCUGACAGCAGAUGGUGAAAGUGUUCUUUAUCGCUACGGGCUGAAGGAUUUGGUUACAAUCCUCUUCUACAUCUUCAUAGCAAUCAUUCUGCAUGCUGUGGUGCAGGAAUAUGCACUGGAUAAAAUUAACCGUCGACUUCAUCUUUCCAAAAUCAAGCACAGCAAGUUCAAUGAAUCUGGACAGCUGGUAGCAUUUCAUCUUGCCUCUAUGGUUUGGUGCUUAUAUGUAAUAGUAACAGAAGGAUACUUAUCAAACCCCAAAAGUCUGUGGGAAAGCUACCCUCAUAUUCAUCUCCCGUUCCAGGUUAAGUUUUUUUAUCUUUGUCAGCUAUCCUAUUGGCUGCACACAUUGCCUGAAUUAUAUUUCCAGAAGGUGCGGAAGGAAGAGAUUCCACGUCAGUUGCAGUACAUCACCCUUUAUCUAGUGCAUAUAUCAGGAGCAUAUCUCUUAAACCUCACACGUCUGGGACUAAUCUUGUUGCUGCUGCAGUAUGUCGCUGAAUUCCUCUUCCACAUGGCCCGUCUUUUUUAUUUCACAGAUGAAAACAAUGAAAAGCUGUUUAAUGCAUGGGCAGUAGUUUUCGUCAUCUCACGGCUUUUCACCCUCACCCUUUCCGUGCUGGUCAUUGGCUUUGGGCUGGCUCGGGCUGAGAACCAGGCAUUUAAUCCUGAAAAAGGAAACUUCAACACUUUGCUUUUCAGGAUGGGCGUGUUGCUUCUGGUGUGCUUCUCACAGGCCUGGAUGAUGUGGCGCUUCAUUCAUUUCCAGUUGCGACGCUGGCGUGAAUACUGGAAUGAGCAGAACACUAGAAAAAGGGUUCCAGCCACUGUCCACUUCAAACAACAAGUAAAGGCAAUGAAAAGGGAAUCUGGCUACCAUGAAAAUGGAGUAGUAAAGGCAGAAAACGGUACCUCACCACGAAACAAGAAACUCAAGUCUCCGUAGAGCCAAAGCACAGCCUACAUGGGAUGUUUGAGGAGGAGGUAGAAGGUGCAGGAGUGAGGACUCUGGAAAUAAAAGCACCUUCCUCUCUUUUGUCCUCACAAAGCUCCACCUCAAGUGAUGUGCCCACAUAGUGGACCAACCUCUCUUUCUCCUCCCCCAUCCCCAUGUCUUUCUGUCUCUGUCUCUCUCUUUGCAAUAACCAAAAGGCCUUCAUCCUUGACAGAGGGGCUUAGGAACACCAAAACCUUUUCCUUGCCCUGUUGUGUAUUGUGCAUUUCAAAAAAAAGUUUUGCUUGUUUUCAUGCCCCCAGAAAUGUUUUCUUUAGAAACCUGUUCCCAACAUAAAAGCUUUUUUUCUUCCUCCAUUCUCCUUUCAUCAGUGUUUUGACUUAGAGAGAUUGUGGCUUCAGCCCAUGAUGGAAUUUGGUGCCAGGGACUAGAUUUUUGGGGCUUGCCAGGUUUUCAAAACAUGAUGGAAAGAUACAGAGUUACUUUUAUCUGUUUGCAAUUUAUCAUGCUCAGUUUCAAAAGUUAAAGUUUUCAUUUGUAGUUUCAGCUACCUCCUCACAGAUGUGGUCCUCUUUCUUAUCUUUCUUCUCUGGCCAUAAGACAGAAUUCCGUGUUCUCUUAGAAACAAUUGAAUUGUCCUACAACUGGAGAAUAUACUUGACUUGUCAGUUUGGUACUGUGUGAAACAUGAUUUCCAUCUUUGUUGGCCUAGAAAGUAUCAGCCUACAGUGUCCUGAAGGAAUGGAUAAGCUUCUUCAUUCAUUCAUAUGGGAGCUCAGGGCAUUUGUACUAGUGAAGAAGAAAAGGCUGUGACUUCUUCACAAGAGGAUAAUAUCUUUUAGGUUCAUGGUUUUUCUUCUGACCUUCUUAAGGAAGUGUUAGUAUAGUCUUGUUGUCUGGGUCAUUCAUGUUGAACACCAUCCAAUCACAGGAUAGUAAUAUUUUGCCUAUGAAAUGUACUCCUGUGCAUAUUUUUUCAGAAGUAAAUUCCAUUAAAUUCAGAGAGGCUUACUCCAUUUUAUUUUGGUGUAGGAUUGCAACCUCUGUCAUUUUUUUACCCCAAGAGCCUCUUUUUCUAAGUUAUAUCCAAGAGGUUCUGAAUUCAUGCCUGCCCUGGCGUUCUCACUUCUAAAACUGCAGAGAUUGUUUCUAUUCAGAUUGAAAGCAAUCUAGUUCCUAGUUGCGUAGUAUAUGGUUGGAUUAUGAGCGGUGGGGGAGGGGAGAAGGAAUAAUGUUUCAAAGGGGAGAGCAGUAUUUGUAAAGCUGGUGGAUGAUAUAAAACAUGAAAUCUACCUCGGAGGCCACCCAUUCCUACAUUUCCUUUAGUUAAGUUGAUCUGGCAACUACAAAGAAAUUGGGGUUGUUCACUCAAAAAUACCUUAGAGUUACUUUGUACACCUGUAAUGUUCAUUGUUUUCAUGAAAUAGCGUCUUGUAUCCUCCUUUGUGUAGACUUAAGCUUGCCUUAUUCAGCAGGGUUACUUCAUGACUGUGUCUUAUUUUAAGCUGUAGUGUAACUGGAUCACCUUACAGUGUUGUUCUCCUUAUCAUAUAAUACAAAGAAGAGACUUCUUACUUCUAUUCUCUUUUGCCAUAAUUUGGAAUAGAAGUAUCUAUUUCAUGAAUCGAUGGAAUUAAAUAAGUAGCAUACUUAGUAGUUGGGUUUUCCAAGAUUUGACCCAACUACUCCUUUUUGUGUAAGCUUUUUAUUGUGUCUAAAGUAGGUCUGCAUAAGUUAAGACCUGCCAAACCAAAUACAUUAGCUAUGAGUUUCAUCCUGCCAGGGCAUCUCUGGUUUGCAUUUACCAGCCUAGGACAGCAGGUAAGAGGGGCUGCUGCAGUCUUGGCAGACAGCAGUGCAUGAUUAGUGAGUAGUGAUAAGUUCCAUGAAUCAGGGAUGCAGUCCACCUGUAAAAUUUUGGGGAGUGUAGGAGGUGAACAAGACUCCCUAAACGGCCUACAAUAUUUGUAUCUCUGCAGAAUCGUAUGUAUCUUUUUAUCAUUCUCUUGCUAUGGACUCUAAUGCUGCUUGGCACUACUUGAGACUGUAUGGAGAGCUAUUUUUUUUCUUCCCACCAAAAUCUUGAAACAUCCAGAUUAGAGCCCUUCUGAGCUGAAAUCAACUGUACCAUAUUGUGCCUGUCACUCCUUAGCUCUUGCUGAGUUCUAAAUAUACCUCAUCUGUAUCAUUUUUAUACAGGAGAGAAGGACUAAGCUGGGUUCGUGAUGGUGCUAAGUAGGUCAUAUACGGCGGGCUAAGCUACAUGCAUACCUGAAUGCAACAGCUCUGUUGCUUGAGCCUAAUAGAAAGCCCACCACUAUUGUAAAGCAGCUGUGUGCAGCUUCUGUCAUCAGAAGAACUACUCGGCUCUGUGUGGCAUGUUGAUGGUCACUUUCCAAUAAUGGGUGUAGUAUAAUUGCCAAUUUUUAAGUGUCUUGAGUCUCUGGAAGACAGAGUGAACUCACUUCACUCUUUAAAGUUUUCCCCCAAGGUCACUGAAAUGCAAACAAAAAACUUUAGCCAAAUAUUUUAGUUGCAUCUAUUAGGGAGUGCUUUGGGGACCAUAAAAAGUGUAUGUAUGUGCAACUUGUAGGCUUUCUUUUACACUCGUUAUUAACAUCAGUGUUCUAAAUUGGAAUCCCUCAUGCUUUUUGAUAACUCUGAACUGCUAAGACUUGACCUAGCUUAGUCAAAUGGAGCUUUUCUGACUUUGCACCAAACUUGGUCAAAAGUCUUCUGUCUCCCAAGGUUCAGAGAGCUACUUCUAAAAAACUGCAGAAAAGCCUCCAAGCCAGCCCUACACUGACCCAGUUUGCCCAGGUCCUUUCCUCCAGUACCAGGUUUUCAACUGUAGUACAAUUUUGUGCAAGUGCCUUACAUUACCACAUAGCCUUUCCAAUCUUUUUAACUUUUCAUAUUGGUCUUUAUAUAUGUAUUCCUGUAGUUCACAUAUACUAUAUGCACUAGUUUAGCUAUUCAAAAAAAGGGACAGCUUUUGCUGAAUGCAUUGCCUCAAUUUCUAUGCCUUUUCGACCAUAAGUAGUUCCUUAAUGACUGUAAUUGAUGGAACUAUUCUAGAUGCAAGCAUCUCUUUUGUAGCACAGAACAAUCCAUAAUAUCAAACAUUUCCAUAGCAGACUAGAUGCUCUUAUUUGCUUUUAAUUAUAGAUAAGUCAUUGUAUUUCUAAAACUUUUUGAACAACUCUGUUUUUGAGCUCCUUUCAUAGCAACUGAUGCUAGAAUUAGAUGUUAUGCUUAAUUCUGUAAUUAUUUAGGAACGGGGCCUUUAAAAAAACACUGUGCAGUCAUUGAAGCUGCAAUUCUAAGCAGAAGUUACACAUGCAUAAUAGCAUUACCAAUUUGUGCCACUUUUCCAUAGAGAAUUGCCUUCUACUUCUGGGUGUUUUCAUUCUCAAAACAAAAGAUGUGGGUGCAGAAGUGAAAAUAACUUGGGGGAUGACCUUUCCUCUCUGACACUAGUGGUCUGCUUUUAAUUGCUGUCUCAGUAGCUGUUGCGUAAACAGAGAGACAACCCACCAACACAAAUCGGAUUUUAACCUAAGGGGUGCCUUUGCAUGAACAAGUAUAGUCUCACUCUUAGUUAAAUGAUACAGUUAAGUGAUAAGAGCCUGAACUCUUAUUUGGUUCUUCUAUAUUCUGCUUCUCCCACUAGCCAAUAAAAAAGGUUGCAUAGAUUUAUAAUCCCUUCUGAGUGAUCUCACCUUGAGGGGAAGAAAUGGGAAGAGUAGUUCUCCAUAAUGUAAUUAUAUUUGUUUGGGGUGGGGGCAUCAUUAUUAGCUUUGGGACUUAUUCUUCCUUUAAAACUGGAUUAAGUGGGGAGAACCUCAUAGUGCCUUUUCUUCUUUCUUGUUCUAGGUCAAGCAUAGGCAAACAUUUUGGGUCAGGGUGUGUUUGUAAUUUUGAGAGCAUACGCUGAGCAUGCUUGCAGAAUGAAUGCCAGGUUAGAUGUGGUCAGUCACAAAAUACCCACUUAACAAAUGGUGAACUAGCCCCAAGGUGUUCUUUGUUACCCCAGUGGGACCUCUGUGGAGUCCAAAGGCAAAGUUGCAGAUAAUCAUAAUGGUAGAGGCUGGUGCUUUCCUUCAAAGCACGCCAGCUUCCCCAUUUUAUUAUUUUUCUAAAUUGAAAGUGUUUUUUUAAAAAAAAAAGAAAGAAAAGUUGGAACAGAGAGUGUGGUGGGGUUCAAGAAGGUGCCAUGGGCAUCAGUUUGCCUACCCCUGCCCUAGAUGGAUCAACAGAUAUGUAGCAUAAUACUGAGAUCUAAGUAUAAAUGUUCCAAAGCUCAGUAAGUAGAUCUUUGUGAUUUUGGAAAUAGCAUAGGGUUUCUUUGCUUUUUUUUUUUAAGUAUCCGUGUAAUAAAGCAGCUAGCAAAACAAAUGUCCUACCCAUACAGUUUUUAUGUUUUUUAGGCUCUGUUUUUGAAACAAAUUGUAAGUAAAUGUUAUGUAAAACUUAUUGUUAUGGCUGCAGAUAAUUUGCUCUCAGUCUGGUUGAAAUUAAGACUUUGUUCUGUUUCUGAUACUAUUAAGUGGAAAACCGGUUACCUCUAUACAUUCUUUUGUGUCUUCCAGAAGAAAAGUCUUUAUUAUCCUGAGACUGCAGCUACAUCAGGGUUGUUUUUAAGGGCUUUGUUUUGUUGACCUUCAUUCAGAAAUUAAGUAUUAUCAUUGUUCUACAAGUGACAGUAUACAGCAAAAAAUGUUACGUUAGAAGUGUACAUGGCUGGGUUUUUUCCUGUUAGUAUUUCUAAUUAUGGACCAAAUCUAAGCCUAAUCUUGCAUAUUUAAAUUUAAUCUUGUUGGCUCCUGGUUUGUAGGGAGGGAGGGUAUAACUUUUUGGGAUUUUUUUUCUCAACGUUUUAUUUCCACCAUUGAAAAAUCUAAUUUGUUUAUGAAUUUUUGUUGUUGUUAAAGAGCUUUUAUGAAAGCAAUCUGUGAUACAAUUAUUUUUCUGAAAUAAAAAAGGCAUAGAAUGAUGAAAAGUA